AUGAAAGGAUGUGGGCGUGACCCGCCCGGCACUGGGGACGCUGUGGAAGGACGUGAGUAUGAACCACCCGGCACUGGGGACACCAUUGAAGGAUGUGGGCGUGACCCGCCCGGCACUGGGGACGCUGUGGAAGGACCAGUCCCAUGCCUUUGUCUCCUGCUCCUCACCUGUCUGGAGACUCUGACAGCCUCCGUUCUCAGCCUGGACACACACAACCUGCACAUCUUCAAGAGAUCCAUCACUAAUAUCACAAAGACAGCUCCAAAGGCAUUUGAAGAUGGUCAAAUCCGGCUGGUGAAUGGCUCCAGCCACUGUGCUGGCCGGGUGGAAAUUCUGUACAACAAUGUCUGGGGCACUGUGUGUGAUGACGGCUGGGACUUAAAUGAUGCAUCAGUGGUGUGUCGGCAGCUGGGCUGUGGGGCUGCAGUAUCGGCACCAGGCACAGCUCACUUUGGACAAGGAUCUGAUCCCAUCCUACUGGACGAUGUUAAUUGCAGAGGAGGAGAAUCUGCCCUCAAAGAGUGCACCUUAAAGCCUUGGGGAGACCACAACUGUAACCAUGGAGAAGAUGCCAGUGUGGUGUGUUCAGCCAAGCCCAAGGACUGCAGUGAGAUCCCCUCAGGCAGCCCCAGUGGUAUCUACCUCAUCCAGCCCACAGGACUGCACCAGCUUGUGGUGUACUGUGACAUGAACCAAACAGCCGGGGGCUGGACGGUCCUCCAGCGGAACCGGCACAACACGCAGAUCACCUGGGCCGAGUCCUGGAGCACCUACAAGUACGGCUUUGGCAACGUGCACGAUGACUACUGGCUGGGGAUGGAGUACAUCUAUCGGAUCGCCAAGCAGAAGGUCUACCAGGUCAGGUUUGUCAUUCAUAAUUCAACCGGCACCAUGAAAUACGCAGACUACAACCUCUUCAGUCUGGAAGACGAGUCCAAUGGCUACAGGCUGAGGCUGGGCUCUUACACGGGGACUGCAGGGGACGCCAUGGCCCCAAACAAUCCUAGCGGCGUGCAUGACAACAUGAAGUUCUCCACUAAAGACCUGGAUCAGGACACUAACAGUGGGAACUGUGCGUCUAGCUAUGGUGGGGGCUGGUGGUACUCGGCUUGUUAUUCUGCUCAACUGAACGUCAAAGGGGGCAUCACUUGGGGUAGUUUCUGUAGUGGGAACUGCCAAGCCUCCGCCAUCCUCAUCAAACCAGCGUCUUACUGUUAGUCACCCCUUCCCCACCCUCCUGUCUGCAGUGAGGCCAACCCUUGCUCCACGAAGGGAUGGAAAAGGGUCAGAGUGUGUCAUGGCCAAACCUCCCGCCCGCCCUCACAGGCCUUGCUGGGCGAGGUACCCGGGUUACCAAGGAAACAGGGCCACUUUCCUUCUCCUCUCCCUCCCUGCAGACUUUCCGAGCUCUUCUCCACUGGGCCCUUCCUCUUUGGGUUGAUUCAUUUUAAUUAUAUUAAAAAUCAGAAUAAUGAUUUUGAAAAAUUGUAGCUUCCAA
Molecule: messenger RNA, 1498 nt
Organism: Mauremys reevesii (Reeves's turtle)
Lineage: Eukaryota; Metazoa; Chordata; Testudines; Geoemydidae
Exons: 4
Coding region: 1-1218 (405 amino acids)
Cellular component (GO): membrane
Source: RefSeq, a predicted model, not a curated record